Messenger RNA from Staurois parvus, 503 nucleotides. The record is from the annotation of a GenBank genome assembly. NCBI's taxonomy places the organism in Eukaryota, Metazoa, Chordata, Amphibia, Anura, Ranidae.
UCAUGCAGCCCCAGGCCAUGACAUUCCCACCACCAUGCUUGACUGAUAUGGUUCCAGUAAUCCAUAACCCUAGUCUGCUUGUCUUCAUCAAACUGUUUGCGGGCUUUCUUGUGCAUCAUCUUUAGAAGAGGCUUCCUUCUGGGAUGACAGCCAAGCAGACCAAUUUGAUGCAGUGUGCAGCAUAUGGUCUGAGUGCUGACAGGCUGACCCCCCACCCCCACCCCUUCAACCUCUGCAGCAAUGCUGGCAGCACUCAUAUGUCUAUUUCUCAAAGAAAACCUCUGGAUAUUAUGCUGAGCACGUGCACUCAAUUUCUUUGGUCAACGAUGCCGAGGUCUGUUGUGAGUUGAACCUGUCCUGUUAAACCGCUGUAUGUUCUUGGCCACCAUGCUGCAGCUCAGUUUCAGGGUCUUGGCAAUCUUCCUAUAGCCUAGGCCAUCUUUAUGUAGAGCAACAAUUCUUUUUUUCAGAUCCUCAGGGAGUUUUUUGUCAUGAGGUACCAU